Owenia fusiformis is the source of this 3780-nucleotide messenger RNA. Lineage: Eukaryota; Metazoa; Annelida; Polychaeta; Sabellida; Oweniidae. The record is from the annotation of a GenBank genome assembly.
GUUCAAGCGAUAUUUUGAAAAUGGCAUCGGACGUCUCGAUAAAUGCAUCCUACGUAAAAAACCGUCCUGGGAGAGCUAUGAAGAGUCGAAGACAAGAAUCCGAGGACUCGUCAAUUGCAAUGGAUGAGAUUCCUCUUAUGAUGAGCGAUGAUGGGUUUGAGACUGAUGAGAAUGACUUCCUUAUGAGAUCCAGGGGGUCCAGGGGGGCAAAGAAAAGAGGACUUGGAUGGUUCCUUAGUGGAGGAUGGAAGAUACUAUGCUCUAAUUGUUGGGACUCUAUGAUUGAAAAAUGCAGGCGUAAGAAGGACUACCUGCCACGUACUGUUUGGAUGGGAGACAAAGACCCACAUCAUACCAAGUAUCCCGCUAAUGUUAUCCGCAAUCAGAAAUACAGUGUUAUAUCAUUUAUACCACUUGUGCUUUAUGAACAAUUCAAAUUCUUCCUGAAUCUCUACUUCCUUGUAAUGGCAAUGUCUCAAUUUAUCCCAGACAUACGUAUCGGCUAUCUCUACACCUACUGGGGUCCACUGUGUUUUGUGAUAUUUGUGACUAUGUGCCGUGAAGCUCUUGAUGAUUUCCGACGUUAUCGCCGUGACAAGGAAGUGAAUUCACAGAAGUUUAAACUACUAACCCCAGCUGGUCAGAAGGAAAUCCCAAGUGCAGAAAUCCAAGUUGGAGACAUUAUAUCCAUUGAAAAGGAUCAGAGAGUCCCUGCUGAUAUGAUCCUCUUACGUACAACAGAGCGGAAUGGUUCAUGUUUCAUACGCACAGAUCAGAUGGACGGAGAGACAGAUUGGAAAUUACGACUAGCUGUUCCAUCAACUCAACGCCUCCCAUCUGAUAUGGAUCUUCUACAUAUCAAUGGCCAAGUUUAUGCUGAGAAACCUCAGAAAGGAAUCCAUGAAUUUGUUGGAACUUUCAGUAGAACUGAUUUACAUGUCCCUGCUGGAGCUAAACUUAAUGACAUUGGAGCAGAAGAUCCACUUAGUAUUGAGAAUACACUAUGGGCCAACACUGUAGUUGCAUCUGGUACUGCCUUGGGUCUAGUGAUAUACACUGGCACAGAAACAAGGAGUGUUAUGAAUACAUCUCAACCAGGAAGUAAGGUGGGGCAGCUUGAUUUGGAAAUCAACACUCUGACAAAGAUUCUGUUUUUUGCUGUGAUAUGUCUCUCCAUCGUCAUGAUGAUUAUAAAGGGAUUUGCUGGCCCGUGGUACCGCUAUCUGUUCAGAUUUAUUCUUCUAUUCUCUUACAUCAUUCCAAUAAGUUUGCGUGUAAAUCUUGACAUGGGUAAGGCAGCAUACUCAUACAUGAUCCAGAAGGACAAAGAAAUCCCAGGGACGGUUGUGAGAAGUACUACAAUUCCAGAAGAGCUGGGUAGAGUUACUUACCUACUCUCAGAUAAAACUGGUACUCUAACACAGAAUGAAAUGGUAUUCAAACGUUUACAUUUGGGCACAGUGUCAUUCACAAAUGAGUCAAUGGAUGAAGUUGUUGCUCAUUUGAAGACUUCUUUUACAUCACUCCAACAACAACAAGAGGCUGCUGGCCUCAACACACCCCUCAAGGUGACAAAGGUUAGACGCACAGUAGUGACCCGUGUGUAUGAGGCUGUUAAAGCUCUUGCGUUAUGUCAUAAUGUUACCCCAGUGUAUGAGGAAGAGGAAGGGGAUGAGGACGAGGAAGAAAAUAUUGACAUUGAAGCUGACCAACAUACGCAACAAAAAGUUGUUUAUCAAGCCAGCAGCCCUGAUGAGGUGGCUCUAGUAAAGUGGACAGAAAGUGUUGGUUUGGGUUUAACUAAGAGAGAUCUCAACUCAAUAACUCUCAUGUCUCCUCUUGGUCGACUUGUAUCAUACACCAUACUACAGAUCUUUCCCUUCACUUCAGAGACCAAGAGAAUGGGAAUUAUAAUCAAGGAUGAGCAAACUGGUGAGAUUACAUUCUAUAUGAAGGGUGCUGAUGUUGUCAUGGUAACCAUUGUGCAAUAUAAUGAUUGGUUGGAAGAGGAGUGUGGAAAUAUGGCCAGAGAGGGACUCAGAACUUUAGUUGUUGCUAAGAAGUCUUUGACCGAGGACCAAUAUCUGGACUUUGAGUCUCGUCUCCACCAGGCUAAGAUGUCUGUCCAGGACAGGGCAUUGAGAGUGACUGCAGUGAUAGAGAGCUUGGAGAGAGACAUGGAACUGUUGUGCCUUACUGGGGUGGAAGACAAACUUCAAGAGGAUGUUAGACCAACUUUGGAAAUGAUGAGAAAUGCUGGAAUAAAGGUAUGGAUGUUAACAGGUGACAAAUUAGAGACUGCGACGUGCAUCGCAAAAAGUUCACGUUUAGUAUCUAAGACACAAACCAUCCACAUAUUUCGCACUGUUACCACGAGAAGUGAUGCACAUUUAGAGUUGAAUUCCUUUAGGCGGAGAAACGAUUGUGCUCUAAUUAUCAGUGGCAAUUGUUUAGAGGUGUGUUUGAAGUAUUAUGAACAUGAGUUUGUCGAGUUGGCUUGCCAGUGUCCAGCUGUUGUUGUGUGCAGGUGUUCACCAACACAAAAAGCUGAAAUCGUCAAACUUUUAAAGAACCAUACCAAGAAAAGGACAUGUGCAAUAGGUGAUGGAGGUAAUGAUGUCAGCAUGAUUCAGGCUGCUGAUGCCGGAAUAGGAAUUGUGGGUAAAGAGGGAAAGCAAGCGUCACUGGCAGCAGAUUUCUCCAUCACACAGUUUAGUCAUAUUGGUAGACUUAUUUUGGUCCAUGGUCGUAACAGCUAUAAGAGAAGUGCCUCCUUAUCUCAGUUUGUGAUGCACAGAGGCCUUAUCAUCUCAACCAUGCAAGCUGUCUUCUCCUCUGUCUUCUACUUUGCAUCUGUUGCACUUUUCCCAGGCUUCCUUAUGGUUGGGUAUGCCACUGUAUAUACAAUGUACCCUGUGUUCUCCCUAGUCCUUGACAAAGAUGUAUCUGCACAGAUAGCUCUCACAUACCCAGAACUAUAUAAGGAACUCACAAAGGGUAGAUCAUUAUCUUUCAAGACUUUUCUCCUGUGGGUUCUCAUAAGUAUAUAUCAAGGUGGUAUAAUAAUGUAUGGUGCACUCCUACUAUUUGACCAAGACUUUAUCCACGUUGUUUCAAUCACAUUCACGGCUCUUAUUCUCACUGAACUGCUCAUGGUUGCCUUGACGAUACGUACCUGGCACUACCUGAUGAUCAUCGCUGAGGUAUUCAGUCUGGGUGUUUAUAUUGCUUCACUCUUUAUACUCAAGGAUAUUUAUUUUGAUGCAAGAUUCCUACAGAGUUGGGACUUUAUUUGGAAGGUUCUUGUCAUCACUUCUGUCAGCUGCAUUCCAUUGUACAUUCUCAAAUUCCUACGCAAAAAGUUCUCUCCUCCAAGCUAUAGCAAGUUGACUACAUGAGAUAUGAUGAACUGGUCAUAUAUAUUGGAAAAUUCCAGUCAUCCUUCAUGUAAAUGAACAGGGGUUUCAUUUUCAUUUGAUUUAUGACAAGAAGGAUUGUAAUAAUUUGAGGAUUUCUUUUAUUUUGGCGGACUUAUUAAGUCUUGAUUUCAGUUUGACAGGGUUUGAAAGAAAUUACAGCACAUGAAGAAUAUCAGGAAGAACAAUAUAUUGUUUCCUGUCAGUAUGUGCUUCAAUCAUUAUUCUUAAUUUACUUUUCAUUGUUAUAAUGCUUUUAUAUUUCAUAUAGCUCUAUUAAGUGGAUACUUUGAAUGUUAUUCAGAUGAUUAAUGAUUGUUCAUUUCAAGUUAUGUAUAUUAAACAAUAUGUCAUAUAUGAGUAU